AUGGAGCAACUCUACGACGAUGCACCCGACAAUAAAUUCGGGGCUAUUGGAUUCCUUUCUUUUGCUCGACUUCAUCAUCUGAACUUGCAUUAUUUUGAAGUGGAACUCGCACGCGAACUGAAAGACCUUAAGACACAGGGGAAUACCGGAGAGACUCAGAUCAUGAAGAUCCGGAAAUUGCUGCGCGAAUAUAAUGAAGCUAUCAAGGACUAUGAAACCGUACUCGGGCGCAACCGCCAACCGCCAAAGGGGAUAUUAACAUCGUUCCACCAAGCCUUGCUUCCACACUUAAAAGAACUCAUCAACGAGAGCGCCUACAUUUGGGAAAAUGGCUAUAUCUAUCUUCCAACCACUACACAAUGGGCAAACGAGCUCUUUGGCAGAAUAUUCGGGGCCUUGUUUGGUAGGCUAGCCCUAAUCACCCCAAUGCUCAUUAUGGCAAUCAACACAUCACAAACGAAAAGCCUUAUUACGGCGUCACUCGCAACUAUUGUAAUGGCACUCGUCGUUGCAUCAGUUGCUAGUGGACCGGACUCAUGGAAGGAUGUGGUUGGUAUCACCGCUGCUUUUGCCGCUGUGCUGGUAGUAUUUGUAGGAACAAGUACGGGCACGAGCGCAAGUAGUUCAUAG
Molecule: messenger RNA, 630 nt
Organism: Cladophialophora bantiana CBS 173.52
Lineage: Eukaryota; Fungi; Ascomycota; Eurotiomycetes; Chaetothyriales; Herpotrichiellaceae
Exons: 2
Coding region: 1-630 (209 amino acids)
Source: RefSeq, a predicted model, not a curated record